Molecule: messenger RNA, 225 nt
Organism: Peronospora matthiolae
Lineage: Eukaryota; Oomycota; Peronosporomycetes; Peronosporales; Peronosporaceae
Source: the annotation of a GenBank genome assembly
AUGGAUUCCCCACAGCGCAAUCUCGAUGAGAAUGAUAGCAUUCUUGACGCUAUCGAGAACAGGAUAUUCGCAUCAGAGCUUGGUGCGAACAUGCACGCACGGCAGAUGAUCACCGACGCGCUAAUGGACUCGCCUAAGCAGAAAACUGCUGCACGGCCACCGCGCUCGCGCGUGCCUGCACUUGCAGAGUCGGUGUUUGCUGUAAUUGUACCGCCACGCGGGUAG